Suillus discolor is the source of this 282-nucleotide messenger RNA. RefSeq names its product ferritin-like superfamily. The record is from RefSeq and is a predicted model, not a curated record. Gene Ontology annotation, biological process: deoxyribonucleotide biosynthetic process. NCBI's taxonomy places the organism in Eukaryota, Fungi, Basidiomycota, Agaricomycetes, Boletales, Suillaceae. Gene Ontology annotation, molecular function: oxidoreductase activity. The annotation marks the transcript as partial. The transcript has a single exon.
AUCUUCUUGGAUUCUUUCGCAUCCGUCUUCUGGCUCAAGAAGCGCGGUCUCAUACCUGGUCUUGCAUUCUCCAACGAGCUCAUCAGUCAUGAUGAAGGUAUGCAAACCGAUUUUGCUUGCUCUUCAUUACGCCAUCUUAUGCUGACCGUUUCUCUAGAUGCUCUUCCUGUUGGCCUCAUUGGCAUAAAUGCCAAGCUCAUGUGCCAGUACAUUGAGUUUGUCGCAGACUGUUUGUUGGUGUCGUUAGGCAACGAUAAGGUGCACAAUGCCACAAAUGGUUAC